UUUGUUUACUUUGUUAAAAUCGCAAAAACUAAACAUAACAUUAUUUUCCAAAAGAAAGGUUUCUUAUAUUGUUUAAUUUCACUUAAUUCAAGUAACCGCUAGUGCACAGUGCUAUGUCGGAUCCCCACGAUGAACUCUGUCCACCAAAUAACCCAGAAGAUGAUGAGCUAACACUGCCAAGAGCCAGCAUCAACAAAAUAAUCAAGGAACUGGUUCCUUCUAUACGGGUGGCCAACGAGAGCCGAGAACUGAUUCUCAACUGUUGCACGGAAUUCAUUCACCUGAUUAGUUCCGAGGCGAACGAAGUUUGCAACAUGCGGAACAAGAAAACGAUCAACGCCGAGCACGUACUGGAAGCGCUGGAUCGACUCGGUUUCAGGGACUACAAACAGGAAGCGGAAGCCGUGCUGAACGACUGCAAACAGGUGGCAGCGAAGCGACGGCGGCAAAGUACCCGGUUGGAAAAUCUGGGCAUUCCGGAGGAGGAGCUACUGCGGCAACAGCAGGAACUGUUUGCCAAGGCACGGGAAGAACAGGCGGCCGCCGAGCAGCAACAGUGGUACAGUCUGCAGCAGAAUGCCGAGCUUUACCAGAGGCAAACGUCCCAGGAUGAGGACGACAGCGAUGAUUACUAGAGCUGGGGUCGAGCAGCGUAUUAUAUAAGAAAGUUUGCUGUGCUAACAUUGUGGGAUCAGAUUAAAGGAAUUGGAUAUUGGAUUACGGUUUAA
This is a messenger RNA of Aedes albopictus (Asian tiger mosquito), 728 nucleotides long. RefSeq names its product protein Dr1-like. The transcript is spliced from 2 exons. The coding region runs from base 114 to 635 and encodes 173 amino acids. Gene Ontology annotation, cellular component: negative cofactor 2 complex. Gene Ontology annotation, molecular function: RNA polymerase II general transcription initiation factor activity; protein heterodimerization activity; TBP-class protein binding. The record is from RefSeq and is a predicted model, not a curated record. Gene Ontology annotation, biological process: negative regulation of transcription by RNA polymerase II; RNA polymerase II preinitiation complex assembly. Lineage: Eukaryota; Metazoa; Arthropoda; Insecta; Diptera; Culicidae.